CUCGCUCGAUCCCACAGGCAGCUGGAGGAGGACGGCGGCGAUAACAAUCAUGGAAGCCUUGUCUUCCUCCUUCCUCUCCUCCUUCUCCUCCAAAACACUCCUCAAAUCCGCCGUUAAUCCUCCUCCUCCGCCGCCGCCUUCCUUUUCUCCUCCUGUUCCCUCCAUCACCUCCGUCCGCACCGAUGAAAGACCCCCCAAAACCACCACCACCACCACGACAAGAUCUCCUCCGCCGCCGCCUCGACAAACACCGCCGGCGCCGGCCUCAUCACUCCCCAGAACUGCCGCCACUCCACUACCGCCGCCGCCACCCGCCAGAGCCAGAAGAGACACGUCGCUCCCCGUGACCAUCUUCAACGCCCUGGACGACCUCAUCAACAGCUUCAUCGACCCGCCGGUCAAGCCCUCCGUCGACCCCCGCCACGUCCUGUCCGACAACUUCGCCCCCGUGCUCGACGAGCUCCCCCCUACCGAUUGCCUCGUUGAGUCCGGCAGCCUCCCCGCCUGCCUCGACGGCGCCUACCUCCGCAACGGCCCCAACCCUCAGUUCCUCCCCCGUGGCCCCUACCACCUCUUCGACGGCGACGGCAUGCUCCACUCCAUCAAAAUCUCCCGCGGCCGUGCCCGCCUCUGCAGCCGUUACGUCCGCACCAACAAGUUCUCUGUCGAGCGCAGCCUCGGAAUGCCGGUCGUCCCCAACGUCUUCUCCGGGUUCAACGGCCUCGCCGCCUCUGCAGCCCGUGGCGCGCUCACGGCGGCACGCAUGGCGGCCGGCCAGUUCAACCCGGCCAACGGCAUUGGCCUCGCCAACACGAGCCUGGCCUUCUUCGGGAACCGGCUCUAUGCCCUCGGCGAGUCAGACCUUCCCUAUGAGGUCCGGGUCACGUCGGAUGGCGACGUCGAGACUGUCGGGAGGGAGGAUUUCGACGGCAAGCUGUUCAUGAGCAUGACGGCUCACCCCAAGAUGGACCCCGAGACCGGCGAGGCUUUCGCGUUCCGGUACGGGCCGGUCCCGCCAUUUCUGACCUACUUCCGGUUCAACAAGGAUGGGCAGAAGCAACCGGACGUGCCCAUUUUCUCGAUGGUCCGGCCCUCGUUUCUUCACGACUUCGCCAUCACAAAAAAAUACGCGAUCUUCUCGGACAUACAAAUCGGGAUGAACCCGAUGGACAUGAUAUUCGGAGGCGGAUCACCAGUCGGCACGGACCCAGGCAAGGUGCCCCGGCUCGGGAUCAUCCCUCGGUACGCGAAGGACGAGUCGGAGAUGCGGUGGUUCGACGUCCCGGGGUUCAACAUCAUCCACGCGAUCAACGCGUGGGACGAGGAGGACGGCGACGAGGUGGUGCUGAUCGCGCCGAACAUCAUGUCCGUCGAGCACACGCUCGAGCGGAUGGACCUCAUCCACGCGCUGGUCGAGAAAGUACGCAUCAACCUGAGGACCGGGAUCGUGUCGAGGCAGCCCCUCUCGGCCAGGAACCUCGACUUCGCGGUGAUAAACCCUGGCUACAUGGCGAGGAGGAACAAGUACGUGUACGCGGCCAUCGGGGACCCGAUGCCGAAGGUGUCCGGCGUGGUGAAGCUGGACGUGUCGAGGCCGGACCGCCAGGACUGCACGGCGGCGUGCCGGAUGUUCGGGCCGGGGUGCUACGGGGGCGAGCCGUUCUUCGUGGCGAGGGAGCCGGACAACCCAGCGGCCGAGGAGGACGACGGUUACGUGGUGAGUUACGUGCACGACGAGCGCGGAGGGGAGUCGAGGUUCCUGGUGAUGGAUGCCAAGUCGCCGGAGCUGGAGAUCGUGGCCUCCGUCCGGCUACCCAGGAGGGUGCCGUACGGGUUUCAUGGGCUUUUCGUGAGGGAGAGCCACCUCAACAUAGCAUAGUGUUCAUAGAAUGAGGUGAUGAAGUGACACGUGAAGCCCGGUGAAGGUACACAGAUUGGGUUUUAUUAUAGGAUUUUACAUAGUCUACAACAAAAAUGAAACAUGAUAUACACCAGCGCCAGUUACAGGAAAAUGGAAAAUUUUAUAGACAGGCUAUAUGUCACGGCUAAAUUACGUGA
Molecule: messenger RNA, 2058 nt
Organism: Syzygium oleosum
Lineage: Eukaryota; Viridiplantae; Streptophyta; Magnoliopsida; Myrtales; Myrtaceae
Product: probable carotenoid cleavage dioxygenase 4, chloroplastic
Exons: 1
Coding region: 50-1879 (609 amino acids)
Biological process (GO): carotene catabolic process
Cellular component (GO): chloroplast stroma
Molecular function (GO): carotenoid dioxygenase activity
Source: RefSeq, a predicted model, not a curated record